GAGCCCCGGGAUCACCGCCGCGCGGGUGGUGCGCCCGCCCUCCGCCGUCGCGCUACUGCGCGGCAUCCUCCGCGCCGAGGGCCCCUCCGCGCUCUACCGUGGCAUGGCCGCGCCCCUCGCCUCCGUCGCCUUCCAGAAUGCAAUGGUCUUCCAAGUUUACGCGAUCCUCUCGCGGUCGCUGGAUCGACGGAUGUCCACCUCCGAGCCCCCCUCCUACACAAGCGUGGCACUCGCCGGCGUGGGCACGGGAGCGCUGCAGACGCUGAUCCUGUCCCCCGUGGAGCUCGUCAAGAUCAGGCUGCAGCUGGAGGCGGCGGGGCGGAAGCGCCAGGGGCCGGUGGACAUGGCCCGGGACAUCAUGCGGAGGGAGGGCCUGCGCGGCAUAUACCGCGGGCUCACGGUCACCGCGCUCCGGGACGCGCCGUCGCACGGCGUCUACUUCUGGACGUACGAGUACGCGCGGGAGCGGCUGCACCCGGGCUGCCGGAGCACGGGGCAGGAGAGCCUCGCCACCAUGCUCGUGUCCGGCGGCCUCGCGGGCGUCGCCAGCUGGGUCUGCUGCUACCCGCUGGACGUGGUGAAGUCGCGGCUGCAGGCGCAGACGCAGACGCACCCGCCCUCGCCGAGGUACCGCGGCGUCGUCGACUGCUUCCGGCAGAGCGUGAGGGAGGAGGGGCUCCCGGUGCUGUGGCGCGGCCUCGGCACGGCCGUGGCGCGGGCGUUCGUCGUCAACGGCGCCAUCUUCUCGGCCUACGAGCUGGCCCUGCGCUUCUUGGUGCGCAACAACGGCCGCCAGACGCUGGUGAUGGAGGAGAUGAAGUGCCAUGAUCACUGAUGCCAAUGCGAAUCCAUCCGUUUGCAGCAAUGGAGUUGCCCACAGCGGCAUGCGCACGUCCGCGGGGUUGUACAUAGGCUAGUAAUCCAUGGGACUGGGAAUCUGUCAUGGAGAUCAUACCAUUUACAACAAAGGUGUGGUUUUCAGAGCGUAGUAGCAGCUAGUUGCUUCAGAAUUCACAGAACUUGGCACUAUAGAUGUGCUUGUUGACGACGACGAUCAAUUCUCCAAUGUCCGGGGAGAUGCUAUUACAUGUAUAGUAGUACAAGAAAAUCAAUCAAUGAAGAUCAUGAGUCAAUGACCA
Molecule: messenger RNA, 1139 nt
Organism: Triticum urartu
Lineage: Eukaryota; Viridiplantae; Streptophyta; Magnoliopsida; Poales; Poaceae
Gene: BAC2
Product: Mitochondrial substrate carrier family protein
Biological process (GO): transmembrane transport
Molecular function (GO): transmembrane transporter activity
Source: RefSeq, a predicted model, not a curated record